GUGGGUGCGCCUGGUGCCCUGGGAGAUGGGGCCGGGGGAGGGCCGUCGCGUGCGGCUGAGCAGAUCCUCGUCCCUUUUCCCACAUUUUGGCUUUAAAGAUGGCUUUUGUUGGCGGUCGUUUCUCUGAGCGCGCCUGUAUAAAGAUAAUGUUAGCCCCGAUGCAGCCGAGCAGGAGACGCAAAAUCGAAUGGGACGGCUUAGCUGGGAGCUCACCUGCGAAAUUCUGCAAGAGCACCGAAGCGCCGGCCCGGCCUGCUCGCUCGAGUCCCGGCUGCAGCGGGGCGGCUGCCUUGGGGAAGCCUCGAGUCUUCGCCUCGGCGUCUUCGUGCAGAGAAUUCUCCCGCACUUCAUUCGCUGCCGAGGCUUCUUCCUCUGAUGAAUUUGAAGUGGAUGAUGACAUCAGCGGUGGGCAAGACGCUCCUGUCUUCAGCUUUCUUACAAAGCCGGCUGCUUCCAAGAUGCCUACGAAAAAUGUGGCAUUUUCCUCUCAGGAAUCUGUGAAACUGAAGAUCAAGCAAGAAGAUUGCAGUGAUACAAGAAUAAACAUUGCAGCAGUCCCUGAAAGAAAAAGUGCUUUAAAAGAAAAGCGGGCUGAAUGUGGCCGGAAAAGAAUAAAAGGCCAAGAUCAGAAUGAGGGAUCUCGAUUAAUAUAUCAUAAAGCUCUGCUGAGUAUAUUUGGGGGACAAUUGCAAGCCCGAAGAAAAUUUUCAUCUCUAAAUGGAAAUCAUAAGGAAAGCCCUUCUAAAAAAGAGGAACUUGGAUCAAUUAACAACCUGAGACAAUUUUCAGUAGUAUCAGAAAUUAGAGAGCAGCAGACUGGAAACAAAUCACGUUGUUUGAAAAUUGUACCAAAGGAACGUAUUAAUAUUUCUGUUAAGCAAGGCAAUAAAGAAUCAUGUUGGUCAGAUGGCAGUUCAAGACAUGUAUCUGUAAUGUCAAGUUCAGAAGAAAAAGAACAAGAAUCCAACAUUCAGAAGGUUUCUUCGAAAUCAGAAAACUCUGCAGAAUUGCCAUUUGGAAAAAAAUCAGAACUUCAACAGGAUUCCAACUUCAAAAAAGCUACUACAAAAAAAGAAAAUAAAACUUUGAAGUACAGUACAAAAGAGAUUUCUAAACCAGCUGGUUUAACACUAAUUUCUAUAGUAUCAAGACCAGAACGUGAAACAGAUUUUCAGAAGGAUCCCAACACUGAGAAAACUGUUACAAAAACAAAUAAUAAAACUGUGUAUAGUGUUAAAGAAGUUUCCAAACCAAGACAUGGUUCAAAACAUAGACAUAAACAAUCAAAAUGUGAAUAUGAAUUGGAAUUUCAACAGGUUUCCAGCUUUAAAAAGGCUGUUAAAGAAACAGAAGACAAAAAUUCUAAGUAUAGCAUAAGAGAACCUUCCAAACGGUUGGUUAGAUCAAAGCAAAGUCAUCGACUGUCAAGACUUGAGGAUGAACUUGAUGUGCAAGAAGAUUCCAGUGUUGAAAAAGCUUCUACAAAAAAAGAAAAUAAAACUAAGGGUAAUACAAGAGAAUUUUCCAAACCAAUGGUUACUUCCAAAUAUGUUCACAUAGAAUCAAGUUAUGAAGAUGAAGUAGAACUUUAUCAGGGAUCAGAGGACUCACAGGUUUCAGUAAAAGAAAAAAUAGAUGUUGGGCAGAGUAAAACUUGGAAAGAAAAUUGCCACUCAGAGCACAAAUUUAAAAGCAUGUCUAGCUGUUCACAAAUUGGAGAACAAAAAGAUAGGCAAGUCUCUUCUAAACAGCUAAGUAAAACCUCUGAUGGGAAUAUUUUUGCCAGCCAAAGUAAAAAAAAAUAUUGGAAAUCAGAAACCCAUUUGAGAAGCAUAUCUGAAAAUUCAAAAUAUGAAGCUGAAGAGACCAAGCAGAAUAGCAACAAUCAGAAAGCUCUUAUAAAAGGCGCUAGUACUUCUGCAAAACAAAAAAACAUAGCAAAAGACAAAUUCAUUUCCUCCACUUCAUCUAAUACACAAAGUGAUGCCACAGAGAAGUUUGUGAAUUUCCAGACGACUGUUACUGUUGAAUCCUCUCAAUCAGUGUUUAUGGAUGAUUCGGAAACAGAUCAAAAGUGUAUGGAGCCCAAGAAAGAACUGUCAGCUGAAAAUAAUUUGUCUGACACAGAAGAUGGAGGACCACUGGUUACUUUUUCACAAGAAGAUUCCAUCCCUAACCACAAUCUUUCAGAACCAAUGGAAAUGUCAUUGUCAACAACGGAAUUUGUGAUGUAUCCUCCUCAUUUAUACAGUCAGAAAAUGAAUGAUUAUGCAAAAUACUGGACAAGCAGUCCAAAGCCAACACAUUCUUUUUCAAGUCCCACUGAAAACACUUCGUAUUCCAAUAAUCUCUGUGAUAUUUCUUUAGAAAGCCCAAUAAAUACAUCAAAGGAUAAAAAACCUUCAGUGCAAAGUAUGCAAGAGAGAGAGUGGUCACAUGGUUCGUUAUUGGACUAUAAAGAGAAAAAAAGGCACCAGAGUAUGAAAAUAGGAACAUAUAUUCCUAUCUUCUCUUCAUCACGCAAGUCAGAUUCUUUUAUUAAUAAUUGUGUAAACCAGGAUUUGCCAAGGAGAUUGCCCAGAUAUUUAGAAGAAGGGUUUAUUGACACACACUGCCAUUUGGACAUGUUAUAUUCAAAAACAGGUUUUGGAGGCACUUUUUCUGAAUUUAGGAAAAUGCAUAGUAGCACUUUUCCUAAAGAAUUUCAGGGCUGUAUAGCUGACUUUUGUGACCCUCGUACUUUAAAAAACAACUUAUGGGAAGAUUUAUUAGAAGAAGACAUGGUUUGGGGGGCAUUUGGCUGCCAUCCACACUUCGCUCGUUAUUACACAGAAGUUCAUGAAAGAAAUCUUUUGCAGGCAAUGAGACACCCCAAAGCGAUUGCCUUUGGCGAAAUAGGACUGGAUUACUCUCAUAAAUGUAAUACAGAAAUUUCAAAGCAGCAUAAGGGCAGUUGUAAUGGCCUUUGAAGGUGUGCUGCUUUUUACUUGCUUCAGGUUUUUGAGAGGCAACUGAAUCUAGCUGUUUCCUUAAAGAAGCCAUUGGUCAUACACUGCAGAGAUGCUGAUGCUGAUCUGUUAGAAAUCAUGAAAAAAUGUGUGCCAAAAGACUACAAAAUACACAGGUAAUUGUACUGUGUUCUUAAGUUGCACCGUUCCUUUUAUUUAAAAAAACAGUAAUUGAAUCUUGAAGAGAUCAAUAGUCUGCCUGAUUAGAAUAUUAUCAUGAAAUGUAGAUAAUGACACCUUGGAAAAAAUUCUAGAACCUUAAAAGAUUUCAGUUGCUAAGACCUUAGAUUUAUGAACAGCUACGCAAUAUAAUUUUUUCCUAUGGACUCUUCUAACUCACAAAUCAAAGCUGAAAAUGAAACCAUAAUCAGAAUGAAAGAAUUCAAUUUCAUUGAAGUAAGAUUCCAUAAAUAAUUGUUUCCAUUCAAGAUAAUUUUGACAUAAGGUUUUGUGGGAAAACAGAACUGAAAAGACAUGCUAGCCUGUGAAGCAAAUACAUUGUAUAUAUUUUAAACUUAUGAGCCUAGCUUGAAGCUUGAGAAUUGUAUCUAAGAAGGUCUCUGCUAUCCUGAAAACUGGUCCUAACCAGAAUCUACUGAUACGAUAGCAACUUUAGAGACAACCCCUAGGAACUAACAACCAUAAAAGGUAAUUUGUAAAUAAGAGAAGGGGGCGAUAAAAUUUGAGUAGUGGGAGAUGUAAUCAGGGGCGGAGAUAAUGUAUUCCCUUUAGGAGCUUUGGAUAGGUUGUGACAACAUGAUUACAGUAUGAUUACUAAGCCAAUAAAGGUGGGAGGUAAAUUUGUAAUGGCAAUGGAGAAUAUAAAGAAUGAAUAUUGUAGAUUUGGUGUGUGUCCACUGUGUGUUUGCAUGCACAAGGAGCACCCCUUUGCAAAGGAGUACAAAUAAAUUAUCAUUGUUUUCUCUUGGAAGUUUUGGCUUGUAAAUGUUAUUGCAACUAGACAACGAAUCCCACAACUUGGGGGCUCUCCCGGGAUUCUCCAGACAGCGGCAGGAAUCACUGAGCAAACACCAAUUGGGAAGACAUGUCCCAUUGAGUUCAGUGGUCCUUGUUGUGGAUGAUUGGUGAGUCCUGUGUGCCUGUGGAACCCGGAACGGAAGUUAAGAGAAAGCAAUCAUAAGGGGGAGGUCCUGGGGGAUUAUACAGUGGGCACUGAAGCGCUGCAACCGGACACCUCUGUGCACAGACCAAGGUAAGAAAAUUUGGACUUAAGUAUUACCUUGGCGGUUGGGAUAUAUAAGAAGUGCCAUGGAGGGGAGGUGGGAUCUCCUCUGAACAUUCUGCCAGAUAGUCCAUGGGGUGCAGUGUUGUAAAACCAGGACUAAAACCAAAGAAUGAUUCAAUAUUUUUGUUUUGAGUGGCCAAGAAAUCCUAUUAAAGGCACUAGUGUAUUUUGGCCAAAAUAUGGAAGUUUUGAAAAUUGGCUAUGUCAAGCACUAAAAAUAUAUGCUUGUUGGAUCCCAGGCAAUACAUUUGUAGUUAAGGAAAAGAAAAAUAGUUUAUUUUUGUUAGAGGAGUGUGGAGAUAGUGUGUGUGUGUGUGUGUGUGUGUGUGUGUGUGCAGGUUUUUUUUUAAAAAUUCUGCCUUCUCUGUUGCCAGCUGUUAUUUUUUUUUCUCUCUCUCUGCUUUGGAAGAGCAAGAGAGGCAGAAAAGGAGGGGCACUGUUUCUUUCUGAUUCUUUCAACAUUUUUUUUCUCUGCUUACUUUCUACUGAGCUCUGGUCUGAGAGACAGAGAAAGGGGGAUGAUGUGAAAUCUAACCUUUGUAGCUUUUGCUUGCAUUCUUUUAGGUGGUAGAGAUAAUUGUAUUGUUAAAUACUGGAAAAAUUUGAUGCAUAGUUUCAGCCUUUGCAAUGGCUAGUGGCUUAUUUGCAUAACCACAUAUAUUUUAGUAACUCAGAAUACCUCAUUAAGCUUGUUUGUUUUGUGAAGUUGCUUUUUUUUUGCUUUAUUUUUUUAAGUCUUUAUGUAUGUGUGCAGGACACACUGAUUUAUUGAUUAGUGAAAAAAGUAGAAGAAUAACACCUGAGAAAAUUGAAGGAAUAGCUUUGGGGGCUUUGACCCAGAAGUGGGGAGGAAAGAGGCAGCCAGUGGCAUUUUUGUCAAAAAUGUUAGAUCCUGUCUGCUGAGGAUGGCCAGAUUGUGUUCAAGUGGUGGCGGUCACAGCAGUGUUAGUAAAGAAGAGCAGAAAACUGACGUUUGGGGGAGUUUGGUGGUUAGUACCCCCCCCCCCAUCAAGUGAGGGCAAUUUUGAACCAGAAAGCCAGCCGAUGGCUGACAAGAUUCGAGGAUUUUAAAAUAUGAGAGUAUGCUUAUGGAACAAAAUGAUCUAUAUUGACUACUGAUGUUAGUUUGAAUCUACUCAAUUUUUAAGUUAGAAGAAGGAACUGAUAUUGAACAUUAUUGUAUUGAAGUAAUUGAAUUACAGACAAGAUUUAGACCUGACUUAACAGAUGUUGCUCUAGGAGAAAGUGCUAAUUUGUUUAUAGAUGGGUCCUCCAGAGUGGUAGAAGGGAAGAGAAGAAAUGGAUAUGCAAUAGUAGAAGGAAGAGAAGAAAUUUUGAUAGAAGUAGGAAAGUUGCCUUUAAGUUGGUCUGCACAGACUUGUGAAUUGUAUGCAUAAAAUCAAGCUUUAAAAUUGUUGGAAAAACAGAGAGGGACUGUAUACACUGUUUCAAAGUAUGCUUUUGGAAUAGUGCACACUUUUGGAAAGAUUUGGGAAGAACGAGGGUUGAUUAAUAGCAAAGGGAAGGAUUUAGUUCAUGGAGAACUGAUUACACAGAUGUUGGACAAUUUGAUGUUGCCUGAAGAGAUUGCGAUAGUACAUGUAGAAGGGCAUCAGAAAGGAAAUUCUUUUGAAGCCUGUGGCAAUAAUUUAGCUGAAAUCAAGGUGGCAGCUGCAGAAGGAACUGAACGUUUAAUGUUAAGUUUAACUCCUACAGUGGAAAAACCAGUAUUCACUAUAGGUGAGGAGACAGAGUUAGAGAAAGUAGGGCCAGUGAAAAGAAAAAGGAGGGAUUGUGGGGAAAAAGAAUUCAUUGUUUUUACAGACUGUGAGAAGACAUGCUAGCCUGUGAAGCAAAUACAUUAUAUAUAUUUUAAACUCAUGAGCCUAGCUUGAAGCUUGAGAAUUGUAUCUAGGAAGGUCUCUGCUACGCUGAAAACUAGUCUUAACCAGAAUCUACUGAUACGAUAGCAACUUUAGAGACAACCCCUAGGACAGGGGUAGGCAACCUUGGCUCCUUUAUGACUCGUGGACUUCAACUCCCAGAAUUCCUGAGCCAGCUGGCUCAGGAAUUCUGGGAGUUGAAGCCCACGAGUCAUAAAAGAGGCACGGUUGCCUAUCCCUGCCCUAGGAACUAACAACCGUAAAAGGUAAUUUGUAAAUAAGAGAAGGGGGCGAUAAAAUUUGAGUAGUGUAUUCCCUUUAGGAGCUUUUUAUAGGUUGUGACAACAUGAUUACAGUAUGAUUACUAAGCCAAUGAAGAAGAGGUGAGAGGUGAAUUUGUAAUGGCAAUGGAGAAUAUAAAGAAUGAAUAUUGUAGAUUUGGUGUGUGUCCACUGUGUCCUUGCAUGCACAAGGAGCACCCCCUUUGCAAGGAGUACAAAUAAAUUACCAUUGUUUUCUCUUGGAAGUUUUGGCUUGUGAAUUUUAUUUCAGCUAGACAACGAAUCCCACAGUUUUCAUACAAAAAAAGAAUUACUGAAAUAGCAAUUACCAUGCUACAUAACUGUUUUGUCAAGUCUUUAAUAUGACCUUCCUUAAUGUUUUCUUGUUACUGGUUAUUCAUCUGAACUGGGAUGACCAUUAUUUUUGAUCCCUUCAUAGACAUUGUUUCACCGGCAGAUAUAGUGUCAUUGAACCACUUUUAGACUACUUUCCAAAUCUGACUGUUGGAUUCACUGCGUUGCUGUCUUACCCAUCAGCAAAUGAGGCUAGAGAAUCUGUUCGAAAAAUCCCAUUAAGUAGAA
This is a messenger RNA of Crotalus tigris (Tiger rattlesnake), 7000 nucleotides long. RefSeq lists its product as uncharacterized. Bases 99 to 2969 code for a protein of 956 amino acids. The record is from RefSeq and is a predicted model, not a curated record. NCBI's taxonomy places the organism in Eukaryota, Metazoa, Chordata, Lepidosauria, Squamata, Viperidae. The transcript has 5 exons. Gene Ontology annotation, molecular function: hydrolase activity, acting on ester bonds.